Messenger RNA from Cooperia oncophora, 621 nucleotides. NCBI's taxonomy places the organism in Eukaryota, Metazoa, Nematoda, Chromadorea, Rhabditida, Trichostrongylidae. The record is from the annotation of a GenBank genome assembly.
AUGACUCCUGAGGAUCGACAGGCCCUCAGUGAGUUGGGAAGCCGAAUAGCAGCCAUGGAGCGGAGACUGAGGAAUGCGAAAGCCGCAAGGGACUCAUAUGUGAAUUUUUUGAGAGAGAAAUAUCCUGAAUGGCGACCAUCGAAGUCAUUUGCAGCUGCAAAGGGAGUGCACGCAUCGAAAGACAGUAUGGUUAAUCGGCUGCUCACUUCUGAUUACAACUGGGACGAAGAAAGAGAUCGAAGGCAAAAAUUCUUACCGACUUUCAAGCCGCGACCUCUUUACGAAGACAUUCCAACCAGGGGACCACUAUUAACCUCUGAUAUGGAAAGAAUUCGGCGACGUCUCACAGAGAUUUCUGGGCAAUUGCGUACGAUAAGAGAAAACCGGCUCAAUCUUACCACUGAGGACUACCUUAGGACAAAAGUAGAGAUUGCAGAUAGCGGUGCUGAUAGUGCAUCCAUUAUGGCCAUCCGCAGCCGUCUCAGUGACAUUGCUCUGACGACAUUUGCAGAGCCGGUGGCGACACCGACCUCCGAUCAAAUCGCUUUCAUGAAACUCGAUGAAGAACGGGACAACUACAUGGCCGUUACUGAGAGGAGACUUAAGACUGAAGCCAAGUGA